AUGGAAGAGAGUACGGCAACACUGUCUGCGCCUUCGGGCUCGCAGACACGGGCUUCCAGUCGCGCACCAAGUGCGCCUCGAAGAGCGGAAACGGAGGACUCAGAAAAGGCAGGCAGAGUCUGGGCGCGUGGAGUUGAAGAUCCAUGGCAUCCCUGCAUUCUUACGCUCGAUGGUGGAGGGAUCCGUGGCUACAGCAGCUUGUUGAUCUUGAAAGCCCUGAUGCAUGAGAUAUGGCUGUACGAGCAAGAGUACGAUAACGCAACGAUAGAAGUGAGGACAGACAGCCCGACAUCUUACUUUGGGACCGAAAGCGAAGGACAGGCAGCAGGUGGAGCUGUUCGUGGUAGAAGUGGACAUCACCGCAACCUUGGCAACGAUCCAGAUGUGGGAGAAGGGCAACAUGGCGUCAAUACAGAGCUCGACGGGACGGCAACGGCACCCGCUGCUGUGCUACAAACAACAGCACAGGAUUCUAUGACUGCGGACAUUUCCACCAGGAAGUCACUAUCAGAAGAGGAGCUAUUACCAUGUCACUACUUCGACUUCAUGUAUGGCACAUCGACUGGAGGUCUGAUAGCCACCAUUCUUGGUCGACUGCGAAUGACGGUCACGGAAGGCUUGGAGCUUUAUCGAAAAGUCGGCGACGAUUUGUUCGGGAAGAGAAGAAGCAGAGUUCCACUCAUGACGAAGUACUACCACGAGCCGCUCGAGAAAGCUGUACGAGACAUCGUCAGCAGCCGAUGCCACGAACACGAAAACUGCGAUGGCAACGACCUUCACCCUUGGGAUGUCGCCAAGUUCGAUGAGAUCCUGUCAAAACCAGUGCCUUUCGAUGUCGAUCAACCACGAGUCUGCCAGUCUUGCUGUCUGACUGCGACACAUGACGAGAACAUUUCCGAAGCCUACCUUCUGCGUUCAUACCCUCACUACUACUCAGAGAACGCACCGAACUGGAUCACCCGCUAUAACGAAGGCGCUGACCCCAUACCUAUCUGGAAGGUCACUCGAGCGACAACUGCAGCUCCGUUCUAUUUCGAACUCAUCAAAGCAGAAGUCGAUAAUGUUGAGAAAUCAUUCAAAGAUGGCGGAAUUCGCGAGAACAACCCUAGCGGUGCUGCAUUGAGUGAGUUCCAUGCUCUUUACGAAGGACGUGCAAACUCGCCUGCACUAAUGCUCUCUGUGGGCACCGGACGACCAGACCAGACGCAUGACGGCUUCUCAGAAGGUUGGACGUCACCUAUAGGCCGCGUUCCCAUCGUCAGCAAGUUUCUCGAGAAGCGCGCUGUCAUUCAGAACCUUUUAAUCAAGUACACCGAGGGAGAAAAGCAACACAAGCAAAUGCGAGAGUACGCACACGGCGAACACACAUGGUACAAACGACUCAACGUCUCGGAAGGUCUCCAGAACAUGGCCCUCGACGACUGGGAACGUGGCCAGUGGUUUGACCCCAAGACAGAACAGAAGAUCACUGUACCUGGAGGCGCCAGCUUGACGAGGAUGGAAGACGCAACUGACGAUUACCUCACUCGACCCUUCAACCCCAACAUCGACUCUUAUGCACCACCAAGCACGAUGCUCAAGCAAGCUGCGCAGAAGUUGGUGCUGCAGAGAAGAGCCAGAGAGGAGAUGGGCGGACCUAGGUGGGAUGCCUUUGUGGGGAAGCAUCUCCAUGGCCCUAAGAUCACGGCGACGGACGCGAAUGGGCAUGCUGGUUGA
Messenger RNA from Zasmidium cellare ATCC 36951, 1716 nucleotides. RefSeq lists its product as uncharacterized. Gene Ontology annotation, biological process: arachidonate metabolic process. The record is from RefSeq and is a predicted model, not a curated record. NCBI's taxonomy places the organism in Eukaryota, Fungi, Ascomycota, Dothideomycetes, Mycosphaerellales, Mycosphaerellaceae. Gene Ontology annotation, cellular component: membrane. Bases 1 to 1716 code for a protein of 571 amino acids. The transcript has a single exon.